Molecule: messenger RNA, 864 nt
Organism: Micromonas pusilla CCMP1545
Lineage: Eukaryota; Viridiplantae; Chlorophyta; Mamiellophyceae; Mamiellales; Mamiellaceae
Exons: 1
Coding region: 1-864 (287 amino acids)
Molecular function (GO): oxidoreductase activity
Source: RefSeq, a predicted model, not a curated record
AUGCCGACGCUCGGGUUCGGCACCGCGGGCUUGGGCGACGCGACGCGCGACGCCGUCCGCGCGGCGCUGCGCGUCGGAUACCGGCUCCUCGACACGUCCGGGGCGACGGAGUGGUACAGAGAAGAUCUCGUCGGCGACGCGCUCGCGGCGGAGAUCGCCGCGAGCGAAGGAGGACUCGAGCGCGAGGACGUGUUCGUGACGUCGAAGCUGCACCCGCGGCACUUCGCGAUGGAGGACGCGCGCGUUCAGGUGGAGAAGACGCUGCGAAGCUUGCGCGUGGAGUACGUUGACCUGUUCUUACUCCACUACCCGCGCUGCUGGGGCGACCUGUGCGGCGACCUGGGCGCGGGGGGCGAGCCGAGAGGGACGUGGCGCGACGCGUGGCGCGUCCUCGAGACCAUGCGCGCGGAGGGGAAGAUACGCGCGCUCGGCGUGAGCAACUUCGACGCGCGCGAGCUCUCGGAGCUGCGCGACCACGCGGUCGACGCGCCGUCGGUGGUGCAGCGGCGGUGCGACGUCUUCGUCGCCGAUCGCGACGUCCGCGAGGUCGUUCGACGGUUCGGGUGGACGUACCAAGCGUACUCGUCUCUGGGGACGCAGCAUCGUCUCGGUCUCGACGGCGCGAGUCGGAUGAACCCGGUGUUAAGCGCGAAGCCGGUCGUGGACGCCGCGGAGGCGCACGGGGUGUCCCCCGCGGACGUCGCGUUGCGGUGGGCGUUGCAGUCGACGCCGCCGCAGGCGGUGAUUCCGCGGUCGUCGAACGAGGGGAGGAUCAGAUCGAACUUCGAGAACGUCGCGAGGUUCGAGCUGAGCGCGAGCGAGAUGGCCACGAUCGACGCGCUGGACGGAACGGCGACGACCUAG